Molecule: messenger RNA, 853 nt
Organism: Chondrus crispus (carragheen)
Lineage: Eukaryota; Rhodophyta; Florideophyceae; Gigartinales; Gigartinaceae
Exons: 3
Coding region: 1-429 (142 amino acids)
Biological process (GO): proteasome assembly
Source: RefSeq, a predicted model, not a curated record
AUGGUGGGCCCUCUUCAGUCGCCAGGAGCGAGCGCUUCCAUCCCCAUCACCAAACCAGACAACGAUGCCAAGCACAACGCAUGUUUCAUAAAGACCGGGGCCGAAGAUAUUGCUGGGCACCAUACGGACUUCGUCGUGCAGCCGUUCUCAGACCGCAUCUUUAUCAUAGUCACGCAGCUGGGAAAGAUGGGAACAAUGAUUUCCGCAGAAAAGGAAUGCGCAAUUGGGGGGGCGCAGUCUUACAGCGUCACAGUAUUGAUGGGCAAACGCGAAGUUCCUGAGCUGGAACUUUGCGCCCGUCAGGUGCUCGAACUGAUCGAAAAUGACGGCUGUGCAAAGCCGCUGCUGAUAUCCCUCGCGUUGAAAGAUCAUUCAAUUGAAACGAUAAAAGCCGUCAUCGCGAAAGUCAAGAGCUUACGGGCGUGGUGAGAAUCGUUGAAGAGGAUGUGGUUGAGCGUGUUCAAUCAAUGCACGAACAGAGAUUUUUGGGCGUGGUGCCAAGGGUUACACUGGUGUCAUAUUGCUACUUUCACGUUCAGUGAUGGUGAAAAGUUGGUUCCGUGCUAUCUGUUCACACGGUUUGUCGCGGGUCUCUCAGACUGCUCGAAUCCCUUUUUCUUUCCCAUCGCAACCGGACUUUCCCCUUCCUCAUGGGCUUAUUUUAUCUAACGCGGCCGUCUCAUAGCUGCACAUCAAAGCGCGAUAGAGUUUCUACACGAAGACGCGGAACAUGUCUUGAAGAUAUUUCAAUUGAGCAAUCGUUGCCGAAACGACUUGCAGUGGCAGUGUUAUUAUGCCUCUUGAAAAUAUCGUAAAAACUGACGGGCUUCUUGCCUAUUUGUCGACAUCAUAA